AUGCCCUCAAACCCGUUACCCGUACACCUCCCAGGCGAGUGCCGCAAGGCCCAAAAGAUCCUCGACUCGUUCGCGAACCCCGUCAACGGCCUCGACAACGUCGUCCCUGCCUCGGUCCUCCGCAAGGCCAAGGGCUUCUGCCUCCUCACGGUCGCCAAGGCCGGCUUCCUCUUCAGCGGCCGCGCCGGCACGGGCGUCGUCAUCGCCCGUCUCGACGACGGCACCUGGUCGGCCCCGUCAGCGGUCGGCACUGCCGGCGCCGGCUUUGGCCUCCAGGUCGGCGUCGAACUCGCAGAGUUCCUCAUCAUCCUCAACUCGCGCGCCGCCGUCAAGAGCUUCAUGUCCGCCGGCAGCCUCACCCUCGGCGGCAACAUGUCGAUCGCCGCCGGCCCGCUCGGCCGCAACCUCGAGGGCACGGGCGCCCUGUCGGCCAAAGGCGGCGUCGCCGCCAUGUACUCGUACUCGCGGUCCAAGGGCCUGUUCGGUGGCGCGUCUGUCGAAGGGUCCAUCAUUGUCGAGCGCUCGGACGCCAACGCCAAGGCGUACGGCCAAAACGUCACCGCCAAGCAGCUCCUCGCCGGCGCCAUCGAGCCCCCGAGCUGGGCCCUCCCGCUCAUCGAGACCAUCUCGCGCCUCGCGACGCCGGCCCGCUCGCUCCCCGGCGGCGGCUGGUCGACCGACUCGCCCCUCGAGUCGCCCCGCGCGCCCUCGACCCCGGGCGACAUUGCCGCCGACGAGGAGGGCUACUUCUCGCGCGCGAGGGCCCAGCGCCGCAUCGAGGAGCAGCACGAGCAGGGCCUGACGCCGCGCGAGUACAAGGAGCGCGGGUACGCGUUCGGGAGCGCGUACGCCCAGGGCUCGUCGGCGUCGCCCUCGGCGGCCUCGAGCGGGUUCGCCGGCACCGGCGCCGGCGGGUACUCGAGCCCGGGCGCGACGGGCUCGCCGGUCAAGGACAAGGGCGGCCGGUUCGGCGCCAUGCUCGGCAGCGUCGGGCGCAGCAGGAGCGGCAGCGGCAGCGCGAGCGCCCUCGGUGCGUCGUCGGCGUCGAUGAGCAAGAAGAGCUCGCUCGGCGCGGGAGCGGGCACCUCGAGGUCGACGUCGGCGGCCCUCGACGACCCGUUCGCCGAGGGCGUCGCCGCCGGACCCGCGCCGCCGAGCGGCACCCGGUUCGAGACGCACUUUGCCGACGAGUUCGACUUUGACUCGGCGGCGGCGUCGGCCUCGCGCUCGGGCGGCCCGUCGCCCCAGGCGCAGACGCCGGCGACGACCGGCUCGGGCAAGCGCUCGCCGUUCGGGUUCGGCACGCUCGCGCGCGACAAGAACAAAGACAAGGGCGGCGACCGCGCCCACGACCAGGACCUCAUGGCGUUCGACGGCGACGACGGCGACGACCACGGCGAGCGCGACGAGUACCCGUCGUCGAGUCGGCCGGCCACCUCGUCCCGCAAGGACGGCCCGAUCUCGUCGCCCGACAAAGGUCGCUCCCGCGCCAGCUCGUCGGCCUCGAACGGCAACAACGGCGGCUCGUCGUCGUGGUUCUCCAAGUCGGCCUCGUCGUCGUCGUCGCGCCCCAAGUUGACCAAGAACCGCUCGUCGUCGAACGCGGCGGCGACGUCGGCCCUGCGCGAGCGCGCGAGCGCCAUGCGGUGGGACGCCCAGCCGGGCGAUCACGGCGGCGAGCCCGGCGCGUGGCGCGAGUUCGAGUCGGACCGCGGGCGAGGGCGCGACAGCUUUGACCUCCUCGACGACGACGACCGCGACCGCGACGGCAUCGACGACUUUGGGCACCGCUCGUCGUCGCCGCCGUACGUUCACGGCAUCGCGGCGAGGGACCGCGCGGCGACGCUCGCCGGCGGCGACACGCGCCGCGCACCGCCCGCCUCGGCGCUCGCAGCUGCAGGGGCCGGCCGAGCCCGCGCCGCGAGCUCAGCGACGCAGGGCCUCGGUGCGUCGGCGUACGUGCUCAAGCCGUGGGACGCGCCGAGUUCGGGUGCGGCGGCAGGGCGUGCGCGGUCGGGCACGGGCGGCAGCGGCGGGCUCGACCUGCGGCCGGUCGAGGCCGACUUUGAGCGCGUCCUGAGCUUGUCGAAGCAUGGAGGGGACGGAGAGGUCGGCGCAGCGUCGGGCAUUGGUGCGCCGAGCCCGGCGGGAGGGCGGAGCCGCAGUGGGACGGGUGGUGGGCUCGGGACGGCCGUCGCGCUGUUUGACUUUCCCGGCGUCGAGUCGACUGACCUCCCGUUCAAGAAGGGCGACGCCAUCACGAUCCUCGCCAUGGACGACGAGGAGUGGUGGAAGGGCCGCCUGCGCCUGCGCGAGGGCAUGAUCCCGCGCAACUACGUCGAGGCGCACUUUGCGUGACGGGCUCGGUGCGGCGGAACAGGGCAGGCGCAGGAGGACGAGGAGGGCUGGGGUUUGGGAGGGCCGCGAGGGCGGUCGAGAGGACCCUACCGGCGAGGUGAACGGGCUAGAUGAGGCAGAUGGCGAGCGAGAAAGGCGACGAGGUUAUGACCCACAUGUAGCGCGACCAUCGAGAAAGACCGAAUGAUCAAAAGCAGUACCCCGUCUCGGCCACUCGAGCGGCUUGACUUCA
Messenger RNA from Rhodotorula graminis WP1, 2590 nucleotides. RefSeq lists its product as uncharacterized. Gene Ontology annotation, biological process: actin filament bundle assembly; actin cortical patch localization. The transcript is spliced from 6 exons. Gene Ontology annotation, cellular component: actin cortical patch. The record is from RefSeq and is a predicted model, not a curated record. Lineage: Eukaryota; Fungi; Basidiomycota; Microbotryomycetes; Sporidiobolales; Sporidiobolaceae. Gene Ontology annotation, molecular function: phosphatidylinositol binding; actin filament binding. Bases 1 to 2358 code for a protein of 785 amino acids.